CUGCGCCGCCGAGAGGUGAAAAUACGUUUCAGUGCAGUAUUUUUGGUUGUUUGUUUGUUUUCAUAUAUACGUUUGUAAUUAAAAGAAAACGUUAACAACGAUUAAUGUUUUACAUCUGCAUUCAUGAUUAACAGAACAGACAUGACAGCCGCGGCUUGUAAUCAGUGGACGGGCUUGUUCAACGUCGGAGAACAGUUUGAUGACGAGGAUUUGCUUGAAGCUGAUUGGUCAUGUGCGUCAGAGUCCACAUCUGCCUCUGCUUCUGCAUUCUUAAAAGAUGCUAACCCAUCAUCCGACCCUGGGGGAAGUACAUCAGCAUCUCUCUGUGCCCCAACACGUGGUCCUGUGAAAACUUCAAGCGACCUCUCCAUCCCUGGCCAUCGCUCUGUAUCAUCCUCUGUUUCCUCUCUCCGAGCACCAGCAUGGUCUCUGCAGCCCUCCUCCUCUAUCCAAACAAACCCCCCACCCCCAUCAUCUCUCAGUGUCAUGCAGAGAGACCUUCCAGCUCUGGAUGAUUUUGAUGACUGGGAUGUGGAUCUGGAUGAACUGGAUGAAAGCGUUUCUCAAAUUGUUUCUCAGCCACAGAAGAAUUCAGCGUCAGACUUGCCCUUAUAUAUCAUUUCACCCGCUAAACGACUGAGACCGUCAGCAUCUAGUGGAGCAGCGCUGGCGGUGUCCUCUCACAGUUUUAGUUCCUCAGUGUCAGCAAUGCCACGACACUUAAUCAACCCCUCAUCCACUGCGCAAGGGCCCACACAUAUGUCUACCCCUACUACCCCAAUGCAGAUUCCAAGGCUCAUGCGGGGUCCAGCGACACCGGUCUCGCAGUUUCCCAGACCUGUCACUCCUAAACCCUCAGUUGUGUCGCCUCAAGGGUGGGCUGGUCCUUCAGCACCGAGGACCCCCCUGCAGCCCAGGGGUUCUCUCUUCCACUCAGUGUCCAAUCCUGAUCCCUCUCCCACACUUACACCUCGACAGCUCAAUACGCCCGUCCUGACCAAUCACCUGGUCCAGCUGGUGUCUGCUGCCAAUAAGACGCCUCAGAGACCACAGAGCAGUGUGACACGAGCUAAAAUGCGUCGCUUCCCUGGCCCCGCAGGUGCAUUACCACAACAGGUUAGUGAGCGGAGCCUCGAUGACAUUGUUGUGUCAGUUCCUCAGACCCCCGCACACGGAGCCGUUGCUCGUCUACGAAGUGAGGUCUCAAGCUCUCAAGGGAGUGAAGAAGAUGAAUUCAGCAGGGGUCCGUGGGCAGUUAUGAAGGCUGAAAUGGGAUUGGACGAGAGGAACCCCUCUUGCUUCCUGCACUCCUACAGUGUUGUCAUGGUACUCCGCAAGGCUGCGCUCAGGCAGCUGGCUAAGAAUAAGGUUCCUAACAUGGCUGUUGUGUUGAAGAGCAUCACACAUACGCAUGCAGAUGCCAAAGCUGUUUUUAGAGACCCCACAGGUGAGAUGCAGGGCACUGUUCAUCGGCGCUUGAUGGAAGAGAGACAAGGCGAGCUCAAGACAGGAGCUGUGUUAUUACUCAAACAAGUGGGCGUGUUUUCACCAUCACAUCGAAAUCACUACUUGAACGUCACGCCCAAUAACCUUCUCAGGAUUUAUCCACCUGACGGAGUCCUACACAACUCUCAGAUAUCCCACCCUUCACUGGAGCUUGCGUCUUGUUGCGAACCCGCCAAGCCCGCGGGGGGCCCAGUCUGUCAGAUGGAGCUCCACUUUGAUUAUGAUGAUGAUGAGGGUGAGAAAGCUGUUGAGUUAAAGAGGGCUGAUGCUGGUGUAGAUCAUACUGCAGCUGUCUCUAAUGAGCUCUGUCAAGCACAGAAAGAGUCUGGCCCAACAGAGGACACACCAUGGGACACAGAUGAUCUAGAUGAGCUGCUCGGGGAGUUACCUGUGGAGUCAUAUGGUGGAGUACUUUAAACACGCCGUCACUUUAAAUACAGUGUAAGCAGUAGACCAUGUCUGUUAUUAAUACAUACUGUAACCACACACUUAUGAACACAACAUAUGAAAACAACACCCGCUAAUCAAAUGCUUCAUCACUUUUGUUCAGGUUUUGUGUAAACCUUUGUAAAUAUGUACAUAAAUCACUUGUCCAAUGCAUAAUUUGAAGCAAUAAAUACCCAAUGAGA
Triplophysa rosa is the source of this 2135-nucleotide messenger RNA. It is a transcript of the gene hrob, whose product is annotated as homologous recombination factor with OB-fold. Bases 124 to 1923 code for a protein of 599 amino acids. The record is from RefSeq and is a predicted model, not a curated record. The transcript is spliced from 10 exons. Gene Ontology annotation, biological process: recombinational repair. Lineage: Eukaryota; Metazoa; Chordata; Actinopteri; Cypriniformes; Nemacheilidae.